This is a messenger RNA of Culex quinquefasciatus (southern house mosquito), 1457 nucleotides long. Its product is annotated as tachykinin-like peptides receptor 99D. The transcript has 8 exons. Gene Ontology annotation, cellular component: plasma membrane. Gene Ontology annotation, biological process: G protein-coupled receptor signaling pathway. The record is from RefSeq and is a predicted model, not a curated record. Gene Ontology annotation, molecular function: tachykinin receptor activity. Bases 298 to 1227 code for a protein of 309 amino acids. NCBI's taxonomy places the organism in Eukaryota, Metazoa, Arthropoda, Insecta, Diptera, Culicidae.
GUACAUCGCUAUUAUGGAUCCGCUGCGACCUAGGAUGGGCAAACGAAGCACACUUUGUAUCGCCGCAGCCAUUUGGAUUUUAGGGAUCAUAAUCUCGUGCCCUAUGUUAUUUUUCUUCACUACUUAUCAUAUGCCGGAUAGGGUUGUCUGUUACUCGGAAUGGCCCGAUGGACCCACCAAUCACUCGCUUAUAGAAUAUAUGGUUGAGUUUUUAUCGGUGUAUUGGUUGAAAUCUCAAGUACCGUCGGUGACCUAAUCUCACCCCCAGACCCAUAUGUUAGAUAUAACGUUGUUUUUAUGUUCUUGACUUACUUUCUACCAAUCGGAUCGAUGACAUUUACCUAUGCUCGAAUAGGUUUUGAGUUAUGGGGCUCGAAAAGUAUAGGAGAAUGUACGCAAAGACAGCUAGAGAACAUUAGGAGUAAGCGAAGGGUGGUAAAAAUGAUGGUGGUCGUUGUUGUAAUAUUUGCUGUUUGCUGGCUACCUUUCCAAAUUUAUUUCAUCGUUACGUCAUACUAUCCGGAGCUGACCGCCAAACCCUACAUCCAGGAUGUGUAUCUGGCAAUUUAUUGGUUGGCUAUGAGUAAUUCCAUGUACAACCCUAUUAUAUACUUUUGGAUGAAUUCUAGGUUUCGCCGAGGCUUUCAACAAUUCUUCCGCUGGUGUCCUUUUGUUCGGCUGAGUCCAGACUUUAGUGGUUUGAGAAGAGCUGGUGCGGUUACUUCUCGAUAUUCAUGUUCAACAUCACCAGAUCAUCAUCGAAUUAUACGAAACGAUACCGAACGGUCAAUCCUGUACAACUGUUCUGGUUCACAGCGGAGAUCACAUGCUACACACCUGCUCGGCCACUUCGUCAACGCCAAUAUCUACAACUUGCUCACCGCAACACCAACUAUGGACAGCACGAACCAGUUCGUUUCAUGUGUAGCCGAUUCAACGUAUUUUCCCACCUGUACGAUCCCAACAUCUCCACCCCGCAGUUUCAACAACGAGCCCGACUCUGCUGCAGGGUCUGUUCACAUUCCAAUGCACUUAUCUACGUGUCAACAUCACCAAGCGACCAACUCGACUUUUGUUCCGCAAAAACUUGCAUCAAGGAAUGAGAGCUCCCCAGCUCGGGAGGAAAAAAGACAGAGCAGUACGACAGCAACAAAGAAUGACCAACACCAACCUAGGCAUGCCAACACUAGCAAAGGCAUCAGCAAAGUUCAACAGCUUCCCUUAUAACGUACAUGCUUGUGAUAACCAAGAGCCGAAGCAUUGAAAUAUCUGACUGCACCAGAUCCAUUAAGUUUUUGCAAAUAAAAAAAAAUGUUUUGAAGCGCCUUUUAUAAAUUUAAUUUAAUUGGUGUUCCUCUCAAAUCUGUUCUAGCCCUACUUUUGGAAUACAGUUAUGAAUUUUACGUGUUUUCAAAAUAAAAAGAAAUAUUCAGCUUUAUAGAGGCAAAUGAACAGCA